This is a messenger RNA of Rosa chinensis, 1872 nucleotides long. RefSeq lists its product as uncharacterized. NCBI's taxonomy places the organism in Eukaryota, Viridiplantae, Streptophyta, Magnoliopsida, Rosales, Rosaceae. The record is from RefSeq and is a predicted model, not a curated record. The transcript has 5 exons. Gene Ontology annotation, biological process: DNA integration. The annotation marks the transcript as partial. Gene Ontology annotation, molecular function: nucleic acid binding.
GCUUAUAGGCGCAUGCCCUUCGGCUUAUGCAACGCACCAGGUACUUUCCAAAGAUGUAUGCUUUCCAUUUUCUCAGAAUACAUUGAAAAUAUUAUUGAAGUCUUUAUGGACGACUUUAGUGUCUUUGGUAAAGAUUUUGAUACUUGUUUAGAGAAUCUAGGAUUGAUACUUGAGAGGUGUGUAGAAACUAACCUUGUGCUGAAUUGGGAGAAGUGUCACUUCAUGGUGACACAAGGAAUAGUGUUAGGAUUUUAUAGGCGGUUCAUCAAAGACUUCUCCAAGGUGGCGAGACCUAUGUGUGCCCUAUUGCAAAAGGACGUACCCUUUGUGUUCAAUGAGGAUUGCAAGAAGGCGUUUGAAAAGCUCAAGGAGUUGUUGACCACGGCCCCCAUCAUAUGCCCUCCGGAUUGGAGUCUACCCUUCGAGCUUAUGUGUGAUGCAUCAGACUAUGCUGUUGGAGCUGUGUUGGGCCAGAGGAAGGAUAAAAAGCCCUAUGCUAUUUACUAUGCUUCUCGGACCCUCAACGACGCCCAGCUCAACUACUCCACCACUGAAAAAGAACUCUUGGCUGUAGUCUUUGCUUUAGAUAAGUUUCGUUCUUAUUUAUUGCACUCUAAAGUAAUUGUUUACUCUGACCAUGCAGCCUUGAGAUUUCUGAUGAUCAAGAAGGAGGCCAAGCCCAGAUUAAUUCGAUGGAUCCUGUUGCUUCAGGAAUUUGACUUAGAGAUCAAGGACAAGAAGGGCAGCGAGAAUGUGGUGGCGGACCAUUUGAGCAGGAUAGUACACGAGGAUGUUUGGGGCAUUGACUUUAUGGGCCCAUUUCCCUCGUCUAAUGGUUGUUUAUAUAUACUAUUGGCUGUGGACUAUGUAUCAAAGUGGGUGGAAGCAAAAGCCACCAGGACUAACGAUUCAAAAGUGGUUGCAGGUUUCUUGAAAACUAACAUAUUUUCCAGGUUUGGAGUGCCACGUGUGCUAAUCAGUGAUGGAGGUUCUCACUUUUGUAACCGUACAAUCGAGGCUUUGCUGAAGAAGUAUGGGGUAACCCAUAAGGUGUCCACGCCCUACCACCCUCAGACCAGUGGCCAAGCAGAGGUAUCCAACAGGGAGAUCAAGAGGAUACUUGAGAAGACAGUGGGCCCGACAAGGAAGGAUUGGAGCCAGAGAUUGGAUGAUGCGUUGUGGGCCUACAGAACGGCCUACAAGACGCCUAUUGGGAUGUCUCCCUUUAGGUUGGCCUACGGAAAGGCAUGCCACCUUCCAGUGGAGCUAGAGCACAAGGCUUGGUGGGCUGUCCAGAAGUUCAACAUGGAUUAUGAUGAAGCGGGCCUACAUAGGAAGCUACAGCUAAAUGAGCUUGAGGAGAUAAGGAAUGAGGCCUACGAUGCUUCAUGGAUCUACAAGGAGAAGACAAAGGCCUACCAUGACAAAAUGUGGAUCCUCCAGAGCCACAAGAAGGCCCAAGUGGCCUAUAAUGAAGAAGAAGAUGUUGUGGAGGUGUCCAAGAAGGAUGUUGAGAAGGACCCAGCUACAUCAAUGGUGGAAGUUAACGUGCCCCAAGCUGAGGCACACCAAAGGUUUUCUGAAGCACUGGUUGAGGAGGCAUUGGCUAUGACCCUAGCGGAGGGGGUCGAAUAUGAUGCACAUGGAAAACCUAUCCCCAAGGUUGAGUGGGACGUUGAAGAGCCCAGAGUGAUCAAGACUGUGGCCUCACUUGAGGCUCAGCCUAUAAAGAGGUCCAGUUCCUAUUUGUCAACUCCAGUUUCUACUAAUAAAAUGUUGCCCUCUAUGGUUCAGGCACCCAAGUUGGAAUUGAAGGUACUCCCUGAGCAUUUGAAGUACGCGUACCUAGGAGAAAAGGAGACCCUCCAGUGA